Komagataella phaffii GS115 is the source of this 1872-nucleotide messenger RNA. RefSeq lists its product as uncharacterized. Bases 1 to 1872 code for a protein of 623 amino acids. NCBI's taxonomy places the organism in Eukaryota, Fungi, Ascomycota, Pichiomycetes, Pichiales, Pichiaceae. The transcript has a single exon. The record is from RefSeq and is a predicted model, not a curated record. Gene Ontology annotation, cellular component: mitochondrion.
AUGAACCGACUAAGAAUUUCGUUAAAUCCUUCAAGGAAUGCGUUCAGGCGAUUUGGAUUGAUUUUGGGUAGCUCAACAGCGUUGGUUUACUACUCCAAUCAACAUUACAAAAAUGAUUCUCCAUUAUACAAAGGUCUCUUCAAAAACGAUCAGUUGCUAUCAAAUAGGCACCUAUUGAAGGCAGACAAGGAUUCUGACACUCUUGAAAGAGGAUUGUUUGACGCUUCUAUGAAAGAACUUGAAGAGCAGAACCGUAAAGUUAGAGCGCAACAGAUGAAGCGUUUUGGGUGGUUAACCAAGCUUAAGUUUUUUCUGGUGGAUUACGUUUGGGAACCGUUGGUUACUGUGGGACGACUAAUAGAACUGACCAUUCUUUUUUCUCCUAUUCUUUUGUUAAGGCCAAUUGUUUGGUUUGGGCAUCGACGACAUGAUCGUAGCAAUGAAAAAUCCGGAGCAAUCUUAUGGUACAAGUAUAUCAAGUUUUCAGCCGAACUCGCAGGUCCUUCUUUUAUCAAAUUAGGACAAUGGGCAGCAUCUAGGACAGAUAUAUUCCCUGAGGAACUAUGUAAUGAAUUAGGAAAGUUGCAUGCUAAUGCCCGUCCUCACCCACUUCAUCAGACAAAGCGUAUUUUAGAGAAAACUUUUGGGCUUCCAUUUGAUCACAUUUUUGACCACUUUGACGAGGUCCCUUUGGGCUGUGGAGCUAUAGCACAAGUGUAUCGUGGGAAGCUUAACUCUCAAGUUUUGGAAGAUAACAAGGUGACCGAAGACGAACAGUAUUUUGAGUUAAGUACAACCGACAGCAAAGGAUUAAGGUCAGCAACCAGCUUUGAAAACCAUCACCCAACUAAUCCAUGGGUCGCCGUUAAGGUGAUACAUCCAGGCGUAGAAAUGAAAGUACACCGAGAUCUAAAAAUUAUGAACGUUUUUGCAAACAUUAUCAACUAUAUGCCUACAAUGGAGUGGUUAAGUUUACCCGAUGAGGUUGAACAAUUUUCCAUACUGAUGCGUAUCCAGUUAGAUCUGCGCAUAGAAGGGAUAAAUCUGAAAUACUUCCAAGCAAAGUUUGCUGGUAGAGAAAGCGUCAAGUUCCCGAACUCGUAUAUGAAGUUCAGUGGGAGAGAAGUUCUAGUAGAGGAGUAUAUGCAAGGUGUAUCCAUGCAGAAAUUGCUGAAAUGUAAGUCCACUUUUGGAAAAGGCAUCACCAAAGAGACUAGUGACAAGCUUCUUGAUGCCUUUUUACAAAUGCUGAUCUUGGAUAACUUUGUUCAUGCUGACCUUCAUCCAGGGAACAUAAUGGUGAGAUUCUACCAGGCUGGCGAGCAUCAGAUUCAUCCAAAAAAAUACUCAACGGAGGAGGAAAUUGAUCAACUUUCUGUACAGCUGAACAAACUAUCAAUACCAGAGCUUGAAGACCGAUUAGAGACGCUCCAUAAAGAGGGUUAUCAUCCCGAAGUUUGCUUCAUUGAUACAGGAUUGGUAACAGAACUUAAUGAAACAGAUAGAAUAAAUUUCAUUGAACUAUUUAAUGCCCUCAGCGAAUUCGAUGGAUACAAGGCCGGCGAACUGAUGAUUGAACGAUCACGAACCCCAGAAACUGCAAUAAAUAAAGAAAUAUUUGCUCUCAAAGUUGAAAAGUUGGUAGACAGAAUACGAGAACGAACUUUCACAUUAGGUAGUGUAUCAAUUGGGGACUUGCUGGACCAAGUCCUCGGCAUGGUACGACAACAUCAUGUUAGAAUGGAAGGAGAUUUUGUCACCGUUAUUGUGGCAAUUCUUUUACUUGAAGGAAUUGGAAGACAGUUGGAUCCAGAACUUGAUCUAUUUGCCAGGUAUGUAUAUGGUUGGACCCUUGGAUUUCCUACCUAUUAG